CGCACAUUUUCUUUCUCUCCCACAUCCCUCUCUUUCUCUUCGUUCUCUGCUUCUCACCUUUCUCUCUGUUUUUUAAUUUUCUUUUUUCACAUAUAAGUUGUGAACGAAGAAGAUGGAGCUGCGACGGAGGACAGAAAUGGUGGGCUGUGAACGAGGAAGAUGGUGGUCCAAACAACGCUAGGGACGAAGACUUAGGUGGGACGGGUGGUGGACAUGUGACACAAGGCGUCAACGAAGUUCCGAUAUUUGAAAGCCGGGAUGAUUACAGUUGUGACGGGGAAGAGAAUAGCAGGGAGAAGACGAAUGAGAUGUUGGAGAUGGAGAUAACAAUGGUGAUGAAUGUGAACAAAUUCGAAAGAUAGGCAUGAAGUCUCCUACAAAAGAUGCAGUUUAUGAUUUCUACAAAAAGUGUACAUAUGUCGGUGUGCACAGACGAAUGAAAGGCUCCUGGGUGAUUGUACUGACAACUAGUGUCGGUGUGAACAGAGUAAUAGUGUUUUUGUAGGUGUACACAGACAGUACUUUCUUUGUAAGUGUUUGUGUGACAAUAUGGUUUGAGUUUAGUAAUAUGGUUUGAGUGGUUAACUUGUUAUUGUUAUGUAAGAUUAACGAAAUGUAACGGCUUUUGUUGUGUGAGAUAUAUACAAAAGUGAGAGAUUUAUGAUUCUAUUUGGUUUGUAAGUGUUAUUUUGCCAGCAUGAUUGGAGUUGGAUUGGAGUUGUCUGUCAGCUUCAUAUGAUAUGCCUGUGAGGUUCAUAUCGUUGUCUAUGUGCUUUAUGGUAGUUGUUUGUGAAAUUCAA
Molecule: messenger RNA, 800 nt
Organism: Cuscuta epithymum
Lineage: Eukaryota; Viridiplantae; Streptophyta; Magnoliopsida; Solanales; Convolvulaceae
Source: the annotation of a GenBank genome assembly